Messenger RNA from Bipolaris victoriae FI3, 282 nucleotides. RefSeq lists its product as hypothetical. The transcript has a single exon. NCBI's taxonomy places the organism in Eukaryota, Fungi, Ascomycota, Dothideomycetes, Pleosporales, Pleosporaceae. The record is from RefSeq and is a predicted model, not a curated record. The coding region runs from base 1 to 282 and encodes 93 amino acids.
AUGCCAAAACCGCCUUCUGAGAUAGCUGCUCCAGGCGUGCUUGCUUAUCCACAAGACCAACAAGCAGUGCAAGUACCUGUAACUCCUGUAACCCCUGUAACGCCUGUAACACCAGUAACCACAGAGGCUGUAAUGUCUCUACAUAACUUAAUCAAACAGGAUGCGCAUGCAGGGACGAGCAGAGCACACAACGCCUGCAAAAGUACGUACAGAAGCUCGCGAGUGCAGCGAAGAUAUCCCUUGCAAAACAAACGCUCCUUCAAGAUCAAAAUGCAUUCUUGA